Molecule: messenger RNA, 594 nt
Organism: Ostrinia nubilalis (European corn borer)
Lineage: Eukaryota; Metazoa; Arthropoda; Insecta; Lepidoptera; Crambidae
Product: optic atrophy 3 protein homolog
Exons: 4
Coding region: 1-594 (197 amino acids)
Biological process (GO): regulation of lipid metabolic process
Cellular component (GO): mitochondrion
Source: RefSeq, a predicted model, not a curated record
AUGGGGCUGGACCAGUUCCCGAUGUUCCGCCUGGCGACGCUGCUGGCGCGCCAGCUCAGCUCGCCGGUCGCGGCGCGGAUCAAGGCGUUCGCGACGCGGCACCCGUGGGCGCGGCGCGCGCUGGUGGCGGGCACGGGCCGCGCCUACCGCGCCGCCGAGCUGCGCUGCAAGCUGUGGCUGCUGCGGCUGGCCCCGCCGCCGCGCGCGCCGCCGCUGUCGCAGGCCGAGGCCGUGCAGGUCGGCGCCGACAUCCUCGGUGAAAUGAUCAUAUUCAGUUUGGGCGCUGCCAUAGUGACAUUUGAAUAUAACAGACAAGCAUAUAACAAAGAACUUAAGGAGUUGGAUGAAAAAUCCCAGUGGGUAGCGGUGCAGGUGGGACUCGCGGAGCUGCAGCGCGAGGUGGCGCUCCAGCAGGACGAGCUGGACCGCCUGCACGCCGCCCUGCGCGAGCUGGCCGCCGCCCCGCCGCCGCCGCCGCCGCCGCCGCCGCCGCCGGCCGCCGGCCACGGGCCUGCAGCCGCAGCCGAAGGAUCCAUACCGCCGACAGCUCCGGCAUCCACGCCAUCGAUUAAACGUCGUCCUCCACAUUGUUAA